Kwoniella shivajii is the source of this 2988-nucleotide messenger RNA. RefSeq lists its product as uncharacterized. Bases 1 to 2988 code for a protein of 995 amino acids. Lineage: Eukaryota; Fungi; Basidiomycota; Tremellomycetes; Tremellales; Cryptococcaceae. Gene Ontology annotation, molecular function: NAD+ poly-ADP-ribosyltransferase activity. The record is from RefSeq and is a predicted model, not a curated record. The transcript has 15 exons.
AUGUCUUCCAGGAGAAAACGCGAUAAAUCUUCUGCAACUUCUUCACCCUUCAAUAUUGAUCAACCUGCAAAGCGUGUCACACGUUCAUCCGUGCGAAUCAGACAACAUCAAGAACAAAUCCAAGCUGAAGCUUCUUCAUCACUGCCAUCAGGUACUACCUCUUCGUCCUCAUCACCCAUAAAGCGGGAAAAACCUCCGCCCAAGCCAUCAAAGAUGAGUAGACAGCAACCAAUUGUAAUCGAUGAUUCUGAAGAGGAAGAAGAAGAAUCCUUUUUUACUGGAUCUGACGGUGAAGAUAUAGAAGUAGAUGACAACAUGCAAGCCGCUAUCAGCGCUUCAAUACAAGACCAGAUAGACAAUCAUACUUCAGCUAAGCAGGUAAACAUGAACAGUCUCCCUUCACCUGCUCCAACGGCAGAUGUGAGCAGUGGAAGAGAAGGAUGGAAGAACGAUGUCAGUGUCUCCAAACUGACAUGGGGUGUGGAAGGCCCAAUAGAAGGUUAUGCUGGAAUGUUGGCAACGAUCAAACGUGAAGAAGAUGACUCCAUUUUGUUCAAGCUGGAAUACGAGGACCUCGAUGGCAGAGAAGUCAAAUUCACUGUUAACAUUGUAUUUCACGGUAUCACCACCUAUCCUGCUUCUUACAAACUGUUGAUUUUCUCUUCGGAUGAUCCUCCUCGUAGAGCAAGCACUACCUUUUCCCGGUUCACCGAUGUUUACGAUCAAGAUAUUCCUUUUCUCCUUCGAUCUCUCCUAUCCUCCCUUCAGGGAGACGACGAGGCGACAGGAGGAUUUCCACCUGCUUUCGAUGAGAUUGAAUAUGGUGAGGAAGAUAUGAUCGAUCCUUGGGCCGAAAAUGGUCCAGGAAGAGGCCUUGAAACGGCCAAAGGAUCUCAAGUCGAUCUGGGAGCCGGGUGGAUACAGCUUAAAGACCAUUUUGAACAAGCCAAGAAGUGGGGAUAUCGACCGGGUCUAACACAAGUUUCAGAUUUCUGGCUUAGAACAGCAUUCGGACUCGAUUGGAAGACAGCCGAUAUGGUUGGUAUGGAUGAAGAGGAAUCUCGUCAAGUCUUCCAGCAUAACAAAAUGCCAAAAAUGGUAGGGAAGGCAGAGAAGGGCGAUCCUGUCGCCAAAGGUUGCGAGCAGAAUCUCCCACUUGUAGCAUUUCACUGGAUAUUGAGAAGAUUUAUGGAAGCGCCGCAGUAUUGCUUGAACUGCGGCCUCGAAGUCCAGAUUCCGUGUCUUAGACCGUAUGUCUGUGAUAAACCUUUAUGUCUUUACGGUUUUAUGAGUCUUGGACUUGGCCCUUCAGUCGAGCACACAAUCACUACUCACCCAGGCGUGGUCGAUAUCCUCCUCUCAUUCGCCUAUUGUGCUGCAUCUUCGGGAACGACUAACAGGAUGGAAUUACCUCUUCACUUGCAUAUCGAAGUACCUGCAGACUUUGGUAUCCCUGCACCGCAACUUUUAGAUGAACUCCCUGCAGCAGAUCAGCGGCGAGCUUUGGCGUGGCUUAUCGGGAAGCUACCUCGAGUAUCUGAAAUCAAAGCAACACUCGACUCUGGAGGUAAACUCAAAUCUAUCGAAGCUCCACCAGGGGCUAUCGGGGUCCUUCGUUGGGUGAUUGGCUCAUGUAGAGCGUAUCUGAAGGAAACCAAGCCAGGCGAAGGAGUGCAGGACAUCAAGCCUAGCAAAGAGUAUAGUGUCGUAACCAAUUUCAAACAAUUUACAUUCGUAGUAGGAUCACCUGAACAGGAAACCAAUUUCAAAAAUGAGAUUGAGAUGGCUCAAAAAGCGGAUAAGAAUUGUCAGCAGUACCCAUCGCUUUUAGCUUUUCAUGGGUCUCCUGCUGAAAGAUGGCACAAUAUCCUUCGAACUGGUCUUGAUUUCACGGAAACACUCAAUGGAAGAGCAUUCGGAAAUGGAGUUUAUUUCGCUUCGGAUUCCGCUACCUCUAUGGGUACCUAUGCAAGAGAAAUUCAUUUUGUCAGACCCAACGCAGAUUAUACGGUUAGCAAAGCGACUGCAUUGGUAGAGAUCGUAAACAUGCCUCACACGUUUGUUAGCCAAAACCCGUAUUAUGUCGUCAGUAUCACAAAACAAAUCAAACCUUUUCUCUUGCUUGUUCAAGGAACUGAACAGAAAGAAAACCCUGAGGACGACCAGAAAGGUUUAGGGAAAAGCGUGGAAUGCACGGGGAAUCUCUUUAUUCACGAUCCUACGCUCAAAGUGAGCCCUAAAAUGAAUUUUGGGCCAUUGAAAGUUAGAAUGCCGGAGAAAUUGAAACGAACUAAAUUCAAGGAUAACGAUCCAGACGAUAAGACGGAUCGUGACAUUCUCCAUCCUCCGGCCAAUUCAAGCAAAGCAGCCAAGUGCAAUGAAAAUGGUUUCAACCCUUCUCCUCAAAGUCGAUAUGAAGGACUAGAGUUAUUACCGCCACCAUCCGAGACCAGCACUGUGGCCAAUAAAUCGUUGGGCAAAGAGUUCAAAGCUCUGAUCAGCGCUCAGGAGGAAGGCGGAUUACCAUUCUAUAUCAAUCCGGACACAGACAGCCUGUACUGCUGGCUGCUCGAGCUUCAUACUUUCCCUCCAGACUCACAUCUAUACAAAGAGCUGAAACAGCGUAAAGUGCAAUCGAUCAUUGUCGAGCUCCGAUUCCCAUCUUCUUUCCCUCACAGUCCACCGUUCAUGAGAAUCCUACAUCCAAGGAUGCUGCCUUUCAUGCAGGGUGGAGGAGGCAAUGUCACUGGAGGGGGAAGUAUCUGUAAUGAACUCAUGACCGCCACCGGGUGGAAUCCUGCUUUUGUCACUGAAGCUGUGGUUAGAGAAGUUAUGACAAACUUAACCGAAGCUACGCCCCCUGCUCGACUUGAUCCUCGUGAAUGGAAUACACCUUACAACAUGCGAGAAGCUGUUGACGCUUAUAAGAGGGUUGCGAAAGCGCACGGCUGGGAAGUCCCGAAGGAUUUCGAUCGGCUUGCUCUUUAG